This is a messenger RNA of Colletotrichum truncatum, 1620 nucleotides long. RefSeq names its product zinc carboxypeptidase. Gene Ontology annotation, biological process: proteolysis. The record is from RefSeq and is a predicted model, not a curated record. Lineage: Eukaryota; Fungi; Ascomycota; Sordariomycetes; Glomerellales; Glomerellaceae. Gene Ontology annotation, molecular function: zinc ion binding; metallocarboxypeptidase activity.
AUGCGUCCUCAAUUAGUGCUCUCGCUCGUCAACAUUGCCCUUUUCGCACCGUCCGCUGACGCCGCCCGCAUCGAUCCGUAUCUCAAUAGUAACACUCCAACAUCUAGCCUCUUCCCCUUCUUGACGUGGCUUCGCGAUGGCGCCAUCGAGUUCGUUUUCGGACCCGCGCCGGCCAAAACGACCACUCGUCCUACGUCGCACCCAAAAGCUAGCCUUCGAAACAAAUACAACGAUCAAGUCGUCCUGCGUUUUAACCUGACUACUCCAGAAGAAGAGACCGCCUUCUCCGAGUCUGCGGCUCGCCUUUUCCUUGAUGUCUGGGCAUUCAACCACAAUUACGUUGACGUCCGCCUGCGCAACGAUGACAUUGCCUCCCUCCUUGGCCUCUUGCCCGAGUCUUUGAGGUCUGCGUAUUCAACUUUGAUUCCAGACCUGGCUGCCUCGGUAUACGAUACAUAUCCGACAAUCGCCGCGCCCACCCAGAUCCAGCGUCUCGAGGAUCGCAGAGCAUCUAUUCAACUGUCACGCAGAGAUAACGACAAUGUUUUCUUCCAAGAAUAUCAACCACUUUCUGUCAUUGUUCCCUGGAUGCGUCUGAUGGAAGCCAUGUUCCCAUCCAUCACUGAAUUGAUCAGCAUCGGCAAAUCCUAUGAGGGUCGAGAUAUUCCGGCCCUUAAGAUCGGCGUUAAAACACCCGGGAAGGUCGUAAAGAAGAGAAAAACCGUGGUGGUAACAGGAGGCAUGCACGCUCGCGAAUGGAUAUCUACGACGACAACAAACUACGUUGCAUGGUCCUUCAUUACCUCCUUCGGCAAGGAGCCUAUGAUCACUAAGCUGCUAGAGCACUUUGACUUUGUCUUCAUUCCUGUUGUAAACCCCGACGGCGUUGAAUAUACUUGGCAGGUAGACCGUCUCUGGCGCAAGUCUCGACAACAAACAGGUAUGCAGUGGUGUCGCGGUUUCGACCUUGACCACGCCUUUGGCUUUGAAUGGAGUGGUCUGGAUUCCGAGAAUGACCCUUGCUCCGAAAGCUACGGCGGCACUGAGCCAUGGGAAGCAACCGAGGCCAUUGCACUUGCAAAAUGGGCGAAGAACCAGGCCGAGGAGAAGGCGGAGUUCAUGGGCCUAAUUGACCUGCACUCUUAUUCUCAACAGGUUCUUUUCCCAUUUGCCUACUCCUGCGACGUGGACCCACCCAAUGUUGAGAACCUUGAAGAACUGGCAGUUGGACUUGCCAAAGCCAUUCGCCUGUCCAAUGGGGAACAGUACUCGGUAACAUCGGCUUGCGAGGGUGCGGUCGUUGCGCGACAUGGCAAGAGCAGCGCACGACGCAUCGAGACCGGUGGUGGUUCAGCCAUCGACUGGUUUUACCAUGAGCUACACGCGCACUACAGCUACCAAAUCAAGCUUCGAGAUACCGGCAGUUACGGGUUCUUACUUCCCAAGGAUAACAUUAUUCCGGUUGGUGAAGAAAUUUUCAAUGCCAUGAAGUAUUUUGGAGAUUAUCUCCUAGGGAACAAUGGCAUUGAGAAGUCAAUUGAAGCAUCUUCCCUGGAGGAAUCGGCAGUAGACGAUUCGGACCGUGGCAACGAGCUCAAGCGGAUGAGACGGAGAAGAUAA